GAUCAAGAAGGAGGAUGAGGUAAAAUAUUUCAAAUUUCAAUCAUCGUGGAGCUGAAGCUUGACGUGCGCGCCUGUGCCUUAAAGAUAAUAAAUACAUGACCAUGCGUUCGCGGCUUUGAGGUAUCGAUCGCAAUACUUGGAAAAAAUUAAACAAAAGACGACCAAGCUGGCCAAGAUGCGCCUCCCUUUGCGGCUCCUUGCUGCACUUCUCCACCUUCUCGCAUGGACUUCAACCCUGCUAAACAUCCAUGCCAUGCCGCCGCCGCCAGCAGUUCAAUGCAACCGAACUACUGGCAGCUCUGCCUCUGGCUGCACCCUCUACAACACCUACGGUGCAUGGGGAGACCGAAAGGACUGCCACAUCCCAAACGUCACGUACCCAACAACCGAAGAACAGCUCCGCUUGGCCGUUGCCUAUGCCAACAGGAACAAAAUCAAGGUGAAAGUUGUGAGCAAGUUUUCGCAUACCAUCCCAAAACUGGCCUGCCCCAUGAUUAGUACGUCAGGAUCCGAAGAGGCAUUGCUAGUAAGUACGGCAAAAUUAGAUUCUAGCAUCGAAGUUGACGCUGAGAAUUUAGCUGUCACGGCUGAUGCCGGCGUGGGAUUACGUGAACUGAUUGAUAGAGUGGAAGAAGCUGGGUUGAGUUUGGUGGCUGCGCCGUAUUGGGAGGGAGUGAGCGUUGCGGGGCUUAUUAGCACAGGGGCGCAUGGGAGCUCUUGGUGGGGAAAGGGAGGGGCUGUUCAUGAUCAUGUUAUCGGACUGAGUCUUGUUGUUCCGGCAAGACCAUCGGAAGGAUAUGCCAAAAUUAUAAGAUUGGAACCACAAGAUCCACUCUUUGAUGCGGCUAAAGUGUCUUUGGGAUUGUUGGGUGUCAUCUCCAAGGUAAAAUUAUCUCUAGAGAGAGGAUUCAAAAGAAGCAUAGCCUAUAAUUUCACAGACGACGAUCGGUUUGAAGAAGUAUACGUGGACCACGCAAAGAAACACGAAUUCGCAGAUAUAACUUGGUAUCCAUCAAAGCAUAAAGCUGUGUAUAGAUAUGAUGACAGAGUUCCCUUAAACAUGUCUGGAAAUGGGGUUUAUGACUUCAUCGGAUUUCAAUCAAAUUCAAUUCUGAUCUCCAAAUCAAUGAGAGCAACAGAGAACACAUUGGAGAAUGCACGGAGUGUGUCAGGAAAAUGCACACUAGCGGCAACUACAGUGGGGUCUAAGGAAUUACUCGCUAAUGGAUUGAGGAAUGGCCUAAUCUUCACUGGUUAUCCGGUAGUUGGUCGUCAAGGCAAAAUCCAAACUUCAGGUUCAUGUUUAUAUUCACCAACCGCAGAUAUCAUGACCACCUGCGCUUGGGAUCCAAGAAUUAAAGGCCUCUUCUUUUAUGAGACAACAGCAAUAUUCCCUUCUCCAAAGUUCGGAGACUUCAUCCGUGAUGUGAAAAAACUGAGAGACCUAAAACCAGAGAAUUUCUGUGGGGUGGAUAUCUAUAACGGGUUUCUGAUACGUUUCAUAAAGUCUUCCAGGGCAUAUCUUGGUCAUUCCGAGGACUCUGUGGUGGUCGAUUUCAACUAUUAUCGUGCCAAUGAGCCUUCAUCUCCAAGACUGAAUCAAGAUGUAUGGGAAGAAGUGGAGCAAAUGGCAUUUUUUAAGUAUGGGGCUAAGCCACAUUGGGCUAAGAAUAGGAACCUGGCAUUCUUAAAUGUGCAGCAUAAGUAUCCUAAUUUUCACAAGUUCAUCGCUGCUAAAGAACAAUUGGACCCUCAAAACAUGUUCUCAAGUGAAUGGUCCGAUGAGAUAGUGUUUGGGAAGGAGAUGGAAGCAAAAGGUGACGGGUGUGCCUUGGAGGGACAAUGCAUAUGUUCCGAAGACCGACAUUGCAGCCCUGAUAAAGGAUAUUUCUGCCAACGAGGCCUUGUUUAUAAGGAAGCUAGAGUUUGUAGGUAUUCGCCAUCUUCAAUUUCAUGAAUAUGAUAAUUAUUAUAUUGUACUAUCAAAGUCGGAUCACUUCAUGAUUUAUAAUAAAUUUUUUGGUA
This is a messenger RNA of Juglans regia (Persian walnut), 2025 nucleotides long. Its product is annotated as L-gulonolactone oxidase 3-like. The record is from RefSeq and is a predicted model, not a curated record. Gene Ontology annotation, molecular function: D-arabinono-1,4-lactone oxidase activity; FAD binding. NCBI's taxonomy places the organism in Eukaryota, Viridiplantae, Streptophyta, Magnoliopsida, Fagales, Juglandaceae. Gene Ontology annotation, cellular component: membrane. Bases 176 to 1957 code for a protein of 593 amino acids. The transcript is spliced from 4 exons.